AUGUUUUCAACCCUGGAUUCGAAUAUGUUCAGUAUAAUGUUCAUCUUUACCAUUUCUUUAUUCCAUUUACAUACUCAGGCAUAUUUGGCAGAUUUUCCAUCUACUGGACCAAUUUCUCCCUAUAUUGGUUCUAUUCCUGCUCUCGUAAAUGCUAAGACAUAUGAUCAGAUAUUACAAGAAAUUAUAGGUCCUCCUACGAACUACAGUAAUGGCUUUUUCUGGCCACCACCUCGUGCUCUUGUGGCUAAAAUAUUGGAAAAAAAUAUUUUACAAUCUUCUGGUCUUGCUGGAUUAGGUUUGGAAAGCUUAGAGUUAAGUGGCAUGGGUUUAGGCUUGAGUAAUAUGAACCCCAUAGGUUUACUUGAAAAUCUACAACGGGCUUUUGCUAGAGGCGUUCAAGUGAUCCAAAUCCCACUUUCAUCUUCUUCAUCCACACUGCCACAAUGUCAAGCACCAUGUUUUGUCUGUUCACCACAGACAUAUACACCAGGUAUUCUUUAUUUAAAAUUUCGGAAUAGUCGUAUGAACUAA
This is a messenger RNA of Acanthocheilonema viteae, 531 nucleotides long. The record is from the annotation of a GenBank genome assembly. NCBI's taxonomy places the organism in Eukaryota, Metazoa, Nematoda, Chromadorea, Rhabditida, Onchocercidae.